Messenger RNA from Syngnathoides biaculeatus (alligator pipefish), 4294 nucleotides. RefSeq names its product mitogen-activated protein kinase 8 interacting protein 2 (gene mapk8ip2). Lineage: Eukaryota; Metazoa; Chordata; Actinopteri; Syngnathiformes; Syngnathidae. Gene Ontology annotation, biological process: regulation of JNK cascade. The transcript has 14 exons. Gene Ontology annotation, molecular function: protein binding. The record is from RefSeq and is a predicted model, not a curated record. Gene Ontology annotation, cellular component: cytoplasm. The coding region runs from base 367 to 4236 and encodes 1289 amino acids.
UCCGCCCUCUUCUUCCCGGUCCUGGGUGGGGGUCGGCAGAGACGACUUGUCGGACGCAUUGGAUCGUAACUGGGGAUAUUUUCCUUUCUUCCUAUUCCAUGCAGAUUAUUUAAAGCGAGACGGCCCUCCCUCCUCUCCCCUCCUUUCCCUAUCCCUCCCUCCCUCCCUUCCCUUCUGCGCGGAUGCUCGACUCCCGGUGCACGCGCAGCAUCCGCGACUGAACAAGGAGGGGGAAACAAAAACAACAAACGGCAAAAAAAAAAAAAAAAAAAAGCGCCAUCAGAGAGGUUCUCGCCGUGGAUGGACUGCUUCUUCCUCUCCGUGAUCGUCUCCACGACAUAGUGGGCUCCUCUUGAGUCAGAGAAGAUGGCGGACCGGGCUGAGAUGUUCUCCCUCAAUACGUUCCACUCCCUCUCUCCUCCGGGCUGCAGGCCAGCCCACGACAUCAGCCUGGAGGAGUUUGACGACGAAGACCUCUCGGAGAUCACGGACGACUGCGGGAUCGGCCUCAAUUACGACUCGGAUCCCUACGAAAAGGAUGCCCUCAUUCUGGAGAAGAGCGACACGCACCACCCGGUCUGCUCCUUCCAGGAUGACUUCCAGGAGUUUGAAAUGAUUGACGACGAAGAUGAGGACGACGAAGAGGAGGAUGAAGAGGACGAAGUGGACCCCGACGCGCCGCCAUCUCCCUCGGCAUCGCCUCCGCCCUCGCCGAUCCUCGGCACCCUAAAGAGCAGGCCCACCACGCUAAACCUCACCGCGGCUGUGUCGCAGGAUUCUCUCAACAACAACAGCAGUCUGUCGCCAAAGAAAGGAAGCUGGCAGGAAUCGCUGCGCAACCCAAAUUCACAGGGCCGCACAAGUCCAACCCGCUCAUGUCUGGAGGAUGGUAGCCACGUGACAAGCCAGUGUCCAGCCUCAUCGGUUUCCGAGUCACCCGGGUCCCAGAGUCAAGGUACUCCAGCAACACAGGCAGGGGAAGGUGGGAACCCCCAUUCCCCUCACAGGCUCCUCCUCUGUGACAUGGAGGGCAACAGGCGGGAGAGGUUUGCACACGGGUCAUUUGGUCAAAUGAAGUCCCAUCCUUGGCCCAGGGAUGUCAUCCAAACAAAGGCCGACCCUUCGGUUCACCCCGCCAGAGUGCCCUCGGUCGAUGAAAAUUCCCAGUGUUCCGACACAGAGGUGGACCACGAUCUCAACAACGGCCACAACCACAAACACCUUCACCGGCUUGCCACAGACACGUACACAAUUGCAAGCGAGUCUUUUACGGAAGCAGGGAAUGACCUGGAUCCAGAGGGAACCAGUCACUGCUUGUCAUCGACUGCACCUUUAGGUGGCAAUGAUGGGGCCGACACCCCAUUGUCCGAUGACGAGCUCGACAAGGACUUUGAAGUUGAGUUCAUGUGCAGGGAGACGUAUGACAUGGUGUGCAAGGAAAAUCCUUCAUCAUAUGUGGAAAAUCCUUCAUCAUAUGUGGAGUUUCCAUGCAUUGAGCCCUAUGACCAGGCUGUCUUCUCCAGCUCAGCAUCCUCCAACCCCUCAGAAGCUCCUGACCAGUCCAAAAGUUCCGAUUCUCCUGCCUUGGCAAAUCUGGUGGCUUUGGCCCAUGAUUCCCACUCUCCGUCGUCGGACCCUGGGAUAGCAGACAUGAACCAGCAAGGUUAUGUGACUUCAGACCUGGACAAGGAACUGAGCUCACCGGGUUCUGACUCUGACCUUGAUGAAGAAGUGGACAAAGCAUUUGCCUGUGAAGGUCCCGUGCACUCCAAUAUGAUCUCGUCUAUCUCAGAAACUGAGCUCGACCUGACUAGUGACGAUAGCAGCAGUGGACGCUCUUCUCAUCUCACCAACUCCAUUGAGGAGGCCAGCUCACCGACAUCAGACCAGGAGCUGGACCCGGAUGCAGAGUUAGAGCAGGACAGUGGGAUUGUGGGCCUCAAAAAAUCUCUGUUUUUGGGCCAGCCCGAUCCAAUCAAAGAAGAGUCUCCCCUUCCCACUGUGUCUCCUUUACCCUCUCCAACGAUUGCCACCCCAUCCCCUGUUGACUCCCCCGUUUUGCCUCCCAAGUCAUAUGAUGAUGACCAAGCUCUGAUGGAAUUGCAGAAUGUGGAUGUCGAUCUGUCUGGCGAGCACCUGGCUGACCCAGAUGAGACUCUGCCUCCUCAACAGUGCGAGGACAGCAUGUCCAGACAAAUGGUGCUCAAGAUAGAACCCGACCACAGCCUCGAGUGCUUCAAACGCUCCUUCUAUCUUCCAGUGGGACCCAGGCUCAUGCCCGCCGGAGAUGAUUACGAUGAAACCAGUGAAGGGGAUUCAGAAUCAGAAAGUGAGGAUGACCUGAGUGAAAACUCGGACUCACCCUGGCUGCUUAGCAAUUUGGUCAACAGGAUGAUCUCAGCCGGCUCAUACCCAAUCAGCUGUCCUGAGGAGUGCUUCAGGAGGGAGGUAUCCGUGUCAGAUACCAUCUCGCCGUCCUCAGAAAUUAGUGAGGAAGACAGCUUUGCUGAUGAGGACCCAGAAAUGGCUAGAUCAGAGAAGGAUGUUGAAGGGCCCAGAAACGUCAAGGUUGAGCUAGGUGAGAGAAUUAAGAUGUUGGAGUCUUCAAAUGAAGGUGUAGCCAUGAACUCUCGCCUCUAUAUGUGUAACCCUACCGGUGACACGAUCAUACCACUGAGUCUCGAUCACUGUGCGGAGAAUUUAAGAGAAACCACCGACUACUCCUCGUGCAAUCCCGGAGUCCCCAACACGGGGAAGAACACAUCAGAUAAACUCUACAAGAACAGACCAGAGGAAAGCGAAGAGCCCAAUAAUGACUUGACGAUGCUGGAGAAAAGGAAGGACCUGGAUUCUCCGAACCUUACCGAGAGCAUCCUAAGCGACAAAGAUAUCGGACGGGAGACGGACCCUCGGACGGCGAGUCGCUCAACCGCUUCCCUUGAACGAAUCACGGAGGUCAAACACAGCCUAACACUGGACAUACCCACUGCUCAGACCAACCGCUGCUUCAGCCUCACUUACUCCACAGAUAAUGACGAAGAAGAUGACCUAGAGGACUCGUACCCAUUCUUGGAUGACUUGAGGCGACGGUCCCACAGGGGUAGCGAUUCACAGCUCGACGGUUCACCUCCUGCGGAGUUCUCUGUGCCGGAUCACCCCUGCCCUGACCGAAAGCUUCCACCGUGUGAGAAAGACGUUUCUCCAAAGCCGCCCAGUGAAGAUGAAGGACUGGCCUAUGACUCUGUGAAGUACACGCUUGUAGUUGAUGAAAACACAACUCUGGAACUCGUCAGCCUUAGGAGGUGCACGUCGGUCCUGAGCGACGACAGCGACCUCUCCACACUGUGCGACGACGAGCCUUUGGGGACGGGUCGGGUGGACUAUUGUUGCGAUGACGAGGGGGCGAGGCCGGGCCUUCUCAGUUCCUCCGAGGACUCUUCCCCUGAGGCGGAACUCCCGUUUUCCAAGAAGUUCCUCAACGUCUUCGUCAAUAGCACGUCACGCUCCUCCAGCACGGAAUCCUUUGGACUUUUCUCCUGCACCAUCAACGGAGAGGAGAGGGACCAAACGCACAGGGCGGUUUACAGGUUUAUCCCCAGACACGCAGACGAGCUGGAGCUGGAUGUGGACGACCCUUUGUACGUAGAGGAGGAAGAGGACGACUACUGGUACCGAGGCUACAACAUGCGCACGGGAGAACGCGGAAUCUUCCCCGCCUUCUACGCUCAUGAGGUCAUUAGUCACUCCAAAGAAAUGUUGGCCAUGAAACGUAACCCGGCGUGGAUAGAGACGUUCGACGUGCAGUUCUUGGGUUCCGUGGAGGUCCCUCAGCAUCAAGGCAACGGAAUUCUUUGCGCUGCCAUGCAGAAGAUUGCACAGUCCAGGAAGCGGACGGUGCACGUGCGGCCGCCGUCCCUGUGCGAGCUGGAGAUCAGCUUGCAAGGGGUGAAGCUGAUCAUGAGUCUGGAGGAUGAAUACGGCUGUCUGGACGAGUUCGACAGAUGCAGUCACUUCUUCCAGAUGAAGAACAUCUCCUUCUGCGGAUGUCACCCGAGGAACAACUGCUACUUUGGCUUCAUCACGAAGCACCCCAUGCUGAGCAGGUUCGCGUGCCACGUGUUUGUCUCCCAGGAGUCCAUGCGACCUGUGGCGGAGUGCGUCGGUCGGGCUUUCCAGGAAUACUACCAGGAACACGUGGAGUACGCCUGCCCCACUGAGGACAUCUACCUGGAGUAACGCUCAUCGGAGGGCUUCUUCUUCUCCGUCUUCUUCUUCUCGGUCGUCUUCUUCUUCG